AGGAGCUAUAAUAUUUUCCUGCUUGCGCUGAGUCAUCCCUGUCCUACCCCCUUAUCUCCCCUCUCCAGCCUAUGCCCGCAGAGGUGAACAGGCUUGUGAGAUAGCCAUACUAGGCACCACAGCCUGGGAAAACCGCAGUCAGGAGGGAGAGACGCGGGUGUCUCUGCUCAGGGGAGUGGACAGCUGGGGAGCCAGAAGCCGUGAUGGACUCUGGAGGGGAAACACGGGUGCAGUUGCUCUGAACCGUGAGAGUGGGGAAAAAUCUGCUGAUCUCAGAUGUAUGAAUCUAUCUCCCUUCUCCAUGUACAUGCAGCCCAAUGGGCGGUGCCUGUUUAAGGGGGAAAGUCGCACUGACACCGCUGAACAGCCCCCCCACCCCCAUAGCCGCCGUGGGAAGGGAAAUACGUGGUAACCGCUACAUGACGGGUGGAGAGACAACAGUCCCGCGGCUGAUUGGCAACACGAUGAAGGAAGAGAGGCCACAAGCAACUAGAGAUCCUGCUCUCAGCCUACAGUGCAUUCGAGAUCAGAAGAUUCCAAUUGCUCUGGGUGUCAUCAUCGCAGUGCUGGUCUCCGUUAUAAUUGCACUGGCCGUGAGAGCCCCCCAGGCUUGCCCGCCCCCCAUCUCCGCCGCGUGCCCGGACGACUGGAUCGGAAACCGAGGCAAAUGCUACUUCUUCUCCAAGAUGGAAGGGAACUGGACAUCCAGUCAAAGCAAAUGCUCUUCACUCAGCGCCUCCCUGGCUGUGAUUGACUCCCCGCAGGACCUGGAUUUCAUGCUGCGCUAUAAAGGGCCCCCUCACCACUGGAUUGGCCUAUGGAAGGAGCUGGACCAGCCCUGGAAAUGGCCCAAUGGAACCGAAUUCAACAACAUGUUUCCAGUGAGAGGGGAAGGGCAGUGCGCUUUCCUGGAUGACAUUGGUGUCAGCAGCUCCAGAUGCUACUCGGAAAGAGGUUUCAUCUGCAGCCGGCCAGACGACUGCACUAGAAGGAAGCCAAGCGCCGCCAGAGGGGACACUGUCUAAGCUUAAGGGACCGCUGCAAACUCUUCAGUGAUCGCAGAACUCGCACAAUGGUCAUUUUUAGGGGGCAUCCUACCUCUGCAGCCAUGGCUUUGCACAGACGCCUGCAGAAAUCCCAGUGACAAACACUAACCUCCUGCAAGAUUACUCCGUUACCACGCUGGGUUUUAAACCCUUUUUGUUUUUAGAAAAGGUGAAUGUUGGGAUCCCCUUGAUAUAAUUCUGUGACCUUCAUAACGAACUCAGAUUCUGCAGAAUCUCCGCUUUUUUUUUUUUAAAGUGUAAGUUUCUAGCCUUUGUGGUUUCGAAGAGAACUGUUCUAAUAUGAACAGAGCUUGAGUCUGCAAAGAGCCUGCCAUGACUCAGGGUACAUCUACACUACGGGGGGGAGUCGAUUUAAGAUACGCAAAUUCAGCUACGUGAAUAGCGUAGCUGAAUUCGACGUAUCGCAGCCGACUUACCCCGUUGUGAGGACGGCGGCAAA
Molecule: messenger RNA, 1506 nt
Organism: Chrysemys picta bellii (western painted turtle)
Lineage: Eukaryota; Metazoa; Chordata; Testudines; Emydidae
Source: RefSeq, a predicted model, not a curated record